Molecule: messenger RNA, 1560 nt
Organism: Ogataea angusta
Lineage: Eukaryota; Fungi; Ascomycota; Pichiomycetes; Pichiales; Pichiaceae
Exons: 1
Coding region: 1-1560 (519 amino acids)
Biological process (GO): acyl-CoA metabolic process
Cellular component (GO): mitochondrion
Molecular function (GO): fatty acyl-CoA hydrolase activity
Source: RefSeq, a predicted model, not a curated record
AUGUUGCGACUAGCCUUGAAACCACGCUUCUUGGGCGAGAUUCCGCGAUACCAACGUUUGGCGGUUUCGAUCCGCCACAAGAGCACCUCUGAGCCCAACUCUGCCUAUAGAGUCAACGAUAAUUCUCAUCAUCCGGAGGAUUCUGCGGAUGCUAAUGCAACUAUCCUGACCGAGGCAAUUGAUUUCCACAAACGUAUUAUGGACAGCAAGGACCGUGCGACCUGGUGGGAACUAUUGAAAAAGCAAAAGGAGCGGGCUCAAGAGGGCAAGGAUAUCGAUUCCUUCACCUUAGAAGACGUCAAAACCACAGAGGUGUUUGAGAGAACAAGAGCCGAUGGGUUUUCGUACCUUCUGCUACCAUUCAAACAGGAUCCUUUCCUCAUGGACAACUACGUCAAUGUUGCAGGAAGGUUGAGGUUUGGAAACUUGUUUCAGGACUGCGACUCGCUGGCAGGCCGAGUUGCUGCCAGGCAUUGCAAGCCGGCCGAGCCUAUGAACGUGACAGCGUCGAUUGACAGAAUCUACGUCACGAGGAGAAUCGACGAAAUUCACAAGUACAACUUCGUCAUUGUCGGAUACGUAACCUACACGGGACGGUCUUCCAUGGAGAUUUGCAUUAAAGGUUUCUCAUUCGAGCACGACAUCCCCUCGGAAAUCGCCCCAGAUUUUGUCGAGCAAUACAAGAACGACUGCUUCCUUUCUGCUAACUUUACAUUCGUUGCCAGAAACCCGGCUACACACAAGUCUCAUGCUGUCAACAAACUGCUUCCUGCCACAGAGAAAGAGUGGGUCGACUUCAAGCGUGCAGAGAGCAGAAUCGCUGCCAAGAAACUACGUGCUAAACUGGAGUCGCUUGAAAACGUGCCCCCAACAGAGCAAGAAUCCAAAAUGAUCCAUAAUUUAUACACGUCCUCGAAAAAGUUUGCCCAACAGGGCAAGCCAAGCAACAUCGUGUUCAUGAAGGAUACACGGCUUUCUUCCUCGCAGAUCCAGCAACCGCAGUACAGAAACCGUCACGGUGUGAUUUUCGGAGGCUACUUGCUCAGACAGACUUUUGAGCUUGCUUACUGUGCUGCCGGUGCUUUCUCCAAGUCCAAUGCACGGUUCAUAUCUUUGGACAACACCACCUUCAAAGUUCCCGUCCCCGUUGGCUCUGUGUUGUACAUGGAUGCCGAGGUCUGCUACACGGAGCACAUACACGAGAAAGACGAGUCUUCCGAGUCGGCCAAGCGGAUGAGACAGGUUUUGAAGGAUUACGACACCAGUGCCAACGAAUUGAGUUCGGAUGAGCAGGAGUACUUUUUUGUGCCGGGAACGUUGAUUCAGGUCAAGGUGGAGACCAAGAUCCGGAAUUUGGGUGACUCCAAGAUGACCGAGAGCGGCACCUUUGUCUACUCGUUCUAUGUUCCUCGUGAUGGUAACGGGGAGUUUGACGACCCUGGCUACUGCUCGGUGAUUCCAGAAACCUAUGGCGAGAUGAUGGACUAUGUGGAAGGCCGUCGUCGUACAUAUGACACUGCAGCAUAUGCCCAGCAGCUGAAGCUUUCCAGAGGAAACUAG